Raphanus sativus (radish) is the source of this 1151-nucleotide messenger RNA. RefSeq lists its product as uncharacterized. The transcript has a single exon. The coding region runs from base 152 to 1024 and encodes 290 amino acids. The record is from RefSeq and is a predicted model, not a curated record. NCBI's taxonomy places the organism in Eukaryota, Viridiplantae, Streptophyta, Magnoliopsida, Brassicales, Brassicaceae. Gene Ontology annotation, cellular component: nucleus.
CUACACUCGACGGUUCUAUAUAAACUAUCUGGAGCUCACUAUUGUUGAUUUUCCAUAUUCUGAUCUCUAUUGUUGAUUUCCAAAAUCAAAACCCUAGCUCUACUUCUCUUCUCUUACAUUCUCUAGGAAAGAAAAGCACCUGACCAAUAAGAUGACGAAGGUUGCAAUUGCAACGGAGGAGAUGUCCGAUCUUCGUCGUUUGUGCUCCAUAGCAAUCAGAGCCGCGAAUUCACAGACCAUCGAUGGUGCUGAUCGAUGUUUUGAUAUCCUUUGUUACUUGAAGAAAUUGAGUUUCUGCGCAAAGGAUCUUGUCCGCGUGUCUAAAGAGAUAUCUCUUUUGGUUAUUCUCAAAGAUCAUAGAAACCCUAAAAUCAGUACGGAAGCUAAAGCCUUGUUCCUCUCCUGGAUGAGAACUCUUUAUUCCAGAGACCCUUCUACUUGCAACAACAACACGAUGCUCGUUAAGAAGACACCUGCAGCAGAUCUUGUUGCGAAAGCGUGUCCCGAUUUGAAGAAGAAAAAGUUUAAGAGAUCUGUGACCGCUCGUGGUAUUGGAGCAGAGGAAGAUCAGAGAUCUAGGGUUCUUGAAGUUUGUCACAAGAAACAAUAUAAUCCGAACAAGGCUGGUGUUUUGGCAGCGAAGAAGCCUAUACAGAAGAAGAAGAAGCAACCUGCUGCUCUACCUGAAAACCCUAGAUCGGUGGCUCAUGAAGCGGUAGCGAUUAAGAAGCAUGAGUCUGGUCCAGCGGCCGUGAAGAAGAACUCAAGAGAGAUGUUGGAGCUGUUUGAAAUAGCUGAGAAAUCUGCAGAUAAGGCUAGUGCGAAGGGAAUUCUCCUGUCUACAAAAGAGACAUCGAUCUGCGUAGACACACUCUCUUUGCUCAAAGACGAAUUCACCAUCAGCUCAACGGCUCCGGAAACGAAGAGGAUCAUGAAGAAGCUUUCCUAUCUUACAAAGCACAAAGACCGAAAAAUCUGCAAUUCAGCAACAGCACUUCUUCAACAUUGGAGGCAGAGCAUAUAAGAAGAAACUAGUUGACUUCAAGUCGUUGAUUGUUUACUAUUCUUCCAUAGAUUACACUAAUGUUGUCACACCAGUUUAAAUUUUCCAUUACUCAAAAAAGUAAGGAAUGUUGUGAGUUGUAAAUAUA